AUGAUUGAGCUCAAGAUGGAAGACCUGCCCGCGUUGGCAUUCACAUCCAUCGACGCUGUACCUGCCAUCCACCAGCGCGUUGUUGACAAAUUCCACACCCACGGCACACGGCCACUACAAUAUCGUCUCAAGCAACUCCGCCAGCUGUACUGGGGGCUGAAGGAUGUCGAACCCGCACUGCUCGAGGCCAUGAAGCWCGAUUUGGGUAAGAGCGCGAUGGAGGCCUACUUGUCCGAGGUCGGGUGGGUACUGAACGAUAUCUUGUUCAUGUGCAAGAAUCUCGAGCGGUUCAUGAAGGACGAAAAGGCCGAAGACACAUCGUGGACGAACAUGGCUAUGAGCCCGCGCAUCCGCAAGGACCCGCUGGGUGCUGUGCUGGUCAUUGGCGCGUACAAUUUCCCGCUCCAGCUGUCUCUGGGUCCGCUGGUCGGAGCCAUCGCGGCUGGAUGCACGGCGGUGCUCAAGCCGUCUGAAAAUGCCACGCACGCCGCGAGAAUCAUGCAGCACGUCGUGGCCCAGUCCCUGGACCCGGAUGGCUAUCAAGUCGUCCAAGGUGGCGUUCCUGAGACGACCGCUCUGCUGGCUUGCAAGUGGGAUAAGAUUUUCUACACGGGAAACGCGGCCGUCGGCACGAUUGUAGCCAAGAAAGCAGCAGAGACACUCACUCCUGUGACGCUAGAGCUCGGCGGGAGAAACCCGGCCAUUGUCACCAAGAACGCCGACCCUCGUCUCGCUGCGAGACGUCUGCUCUGGGCAAAACUGUUGAAUGUUGGUCAAGUCUGUGUCAGCCAAAACUACAUUCUUGUUGACAAAGACCUACUUCCCGAGUUCGUCCGACAGCUUGAGCUGGCAUUCCGGGAGUUCCAGCCCAAGGGAGCCGAGCACGAGGAGGGCUAUGGCAAGGUCAUCAACGAGCGCCAAUGGCAACGCCUGAGAGAUAUGCUUGACAGCACCAGGGGCAAGAUCAUUAUGGGGGGCAAGACAGACAAGUCGAAACUGUUCUUCGAGCCCACGGUCGUGCAGGUGAACGACGCCGAGGAUCCACUAUUGGCUGAUGAGAGCUUCGGACCUCUGAUUCCAAUCUUGCCAGUAAAUGACUUGGACGAAGCCAUCCGUACGGCUAACAAAGUGCACGCAACGCCACUGGGGCUGUACCCUUUUGGCAGCAAGGCCGAAACCGACAAGAUUUUGUCCCAGACACGGUCCGGUGGCGCUUCGGUCAAUGAUGGCUUCUUCCAUGCCUCCAUCCCCACCCUUGCCUUCGGUGGUGUUGGCGACAGCGGUACAGGCGCAUAUCGUGGUCGAGCCAGCUUUGAGUGCUUCUCUCACAGACGCUCCAUCACCUCCACCCCGGCUUGGCUGGAGGGUAUGCUAGAUAUCCGCUACCCACCAUACACCGAUGCCAAGUUGAAAAAGUUCAAGAAGAUGAGCGAAUUGAAGCCCGACUUCGAUCGAAAUGGUAACCCAACCGGUGGACUCAUUUGGUGGGCAUUAGGUUUGGGAGGCAAAAGCACAGCAUCUGGUGCAGGAAGGUGGGUAUUGGUGGCUAUAAUUGCGGCGAUGGUAAAGUGGAGGCUGACGAAUGCGUAA
Molecule: messenger RNA, 1590 nt
Organism: Ramularia collo-cygni
Lineage: Eukaryota; Fungi; Ascomycota; Dothideomycetes; Mycosphaerellales; Mycosphaerellaceae
Product: probable fatty aldehyde dehydrogenase
Exons: 1
Coding region: 1-1590 (529 amino acids)
Biological process (GO): aldehyde metabolic process
Cellular component (GO): cytoplasm
Molecular function (GO): aldehyde dehydrogenase (NAD+) activity
Source: RefSeq, a predicted model, not a curated record